Anthonomus grandis grandis is the source of this 1377-nucleotide messenger RNA. RefSeq names its product major royal jelly protein 1-like. NCBI's taxonomy places the organism in Eukaryota, Metazoa, Arthropoda, Insecta, Coleoptera, Curculionidae. Bases 115 to 1338 code for a protein of 407 amino acids. Gene Ontology annotation, cellular component: extracellular region. The transcript has 8 exons. The record is from RefSeq and is a predicted model, not a curated record.
AAUUAAUUUUACCGAUGAUAGCAAUACGUUAGCCAAGGUAGUAUUUAAAUAGCUAUUUAGGGAAAUAAACAAGUAUAAUAACUAAUACGAUAACGUCUGCCUAAGCUAAACACCAUGAACUGGCCAUUGCUGAUAUGCUUAUUAUUACGGAUUGCACCUAUUUACUCCCAUAAUUAUGAUUUCAAACUAAUUUAUCAAUGGAGAUUUCUAGAAUUCAAGUUUGCAAAUGAAGAAGAGCGAACUGAAUCUAUCAAAAAUGGUAGCUUUAAAAUCAAUCAAGUUCGACCCAUAGAUGCGCAGUACACUUACAAUGAAAAAUCUGGUAAAGAAAAGAUUUUUAUUUCAAUACCCCGUCUAUUGCCUACGGGAACUCCAGCUUCCUUGACAGUGAUUACUAACGAAACACGCAAUGGUAGUCCGGUAAUUGAUCCCUAUCCAUCAUGGUCUUGGCAUCUUAAUUUGGAAAUGUGUAGCUAUUAUCGGAUUGUGUCUGCGUUCAGGUUGUGGGCUGACGAAUGUGGAAGACUUUGGAUAAUGGACACCGGAAAACAGGGUGAUAAUUUCCUAUGUCCACCUCAACUAUUAGCUUUUGAUCUGGAAACGGAUUCCUUGCUGUAUAAAUAUGAGUUGACUUCCGACCAAUACCAAAAUACUUCAGUUUAUGUGAUACCAAUGGCCGAAGUGGAAAGUAUGGAGGAUAAUUGUAAAAAAACUUGGCUGUAUAUGGCGGACCCUCUUGGUGGGCCGAACCUGCUCGUGUACAAUUUGGAACGGAACGUUUCCUGGACUAUUCAGGAUGAGAGUUUCAAAGCAGAUCCUAAAUAUUUUAAUCUUACAAUAGCUGGUGAUACAGUGCAAGUCUUUGAUGGUAUACUCUCGUUGAUUCUUAGCCCCAAAAGCGAUCCUCCACAAGAAAGAAAAUUAUUUUACCAUUCAUUCGCAAGCAUAAAAGAAUCUUUUGUGUAUGUGAAUUAUCUGAAAAAUCCUGAUAAUUUUAAGAAACCGUAUGGAUCCCCUCAGUUGUUUUAUACUUAUCCAACAACAAGAGAUCAGCAGAUUUCAGUAGAUGCAAUCGAUUCUAAAGGAAUGAUUUAUUUCGCAUUACUAACUGACAUACUGAUCGUGAAAUGGGAUCCAAACACCCCAUAUAAGAGAGAAAAUUUUCAUGUGAUCGCCGAUAAUAAUGAGACUAUGCAGGAUCCUACUGGGCUUAAGAUCCCACCAUUUAAAGUCAAUGGCAAGGAGACGAUAUGGGUAUUCUGCACAGAAUUCCACAGAUCCAAAAGGCCGCUGGCCGAAAAAGAAGUCAAUUUUAGACUGUUCCGAGCAGAUUUUUAAUUUUUUUCUAUAGAAAAAAUAAACGCAAUUUUUCAAGAA